AUGCAGCAAGUCGACGAAUACGAAGAAGACUACGACUACGUCUUCCUCUCGGACUUUGAGAACGACGCCUCGUGCGCGCCAGAAGUCCGGGACGGCAGUGGUGCCAAAGGCAAGAAUCGAGUCUCUAUCGGGAGCAGUCAUACCAUCCACAACCCGCAAGGACAAGCACAGGGGUCAGAAACGUCCUUCCAGCAUAGGCAACGGACACCAGAGUCCCAGCGCAGCGAGUCCGAAAUCGACGAGGACGACGAUUUUGACAACAACAAUGACGACAGUUUAACUGUCAAAAGUCUAGGUCUCCGCAGUGAGGAACAGGGUGGGAGCCAUAACGAAUUGGACGGCUCUGACGGCGAGGAGAUCGAAUAUGGGUACGAGACGGAUCUGUUGGUGAUCAUGCCAGCGAUGUUGCGGAAUUAUAGUCACCAUGCGACCAAUUAUCAUCCGGAACUGUGGCGUCCUGCUCCCGGGUCUGGUUCUGGGCGUAACUCUACCCAGACUUCUUCAGUACGCUGCCGACAAGAAGACCGCAUGCUGGAUCGGGAAGAAUUGCUAAAGAACACGAUACCAUCGACAACAUGCGGAAUUUGCUUCGAGUCUUUCAUGACUUUUGACCUGGACCCAUUACAACAACAGCAGCAAGAGCACCAGGAAGAGUCAACGGUAACUUCGUCACGGGUCCAGUUCGCACGCACAUUCACCGAACGACUAGCACGGUCGUUUUCUCUCCAGAGUGUCGAAUACUCUCAACAGCCGCGACAACAGAUAUCCAGUAGCCUUAAUGCUGCCUCAACUUCCACUUCAGCCCCCUCACGGCGGAUCUCAACGGUAGCACCUUCAAUCACACCCUCAAUGUCCUCAAAAGAACUAGGACUCAUCCUCCCCUGCGACCACGGCCUCUGCCUCUCCUGUCUCCAAUCCUUCCUCCUCAACGCUACCCAAAGCCCCCAAGCUCGCUUCCCCACUGUCUGCCCACAACCGGGUUGUCGGACCCCUAUCCCUACCGAAUCUGCAGAAUGGGUAUUGGACAAGGAGACGUUAGAGAUUUGGUACCGCAAACUGGCCGAGAUACAUGUUGCGAACAAGGUCUGUUGUCCGUUACCAGAGUGUCGGUCGAUUGUGGAUCUGGAUGAUCGCGAUGGGACUGCGUCCAAGACCGACAUUGGCGACAUUGCCCCUCCUGCAGAUUCGUGA
Messenger RNA from Linnemannia hyalina, 1191 nucleotides. The record is from the annotation of a GenBank genome assembly. NCBI's taxonomy places the organism in Eukaryota, Fungi, Mortierellomycota, Mortierellomycetes, Mortierellales, Mortierellaceae.